AUGGUUAGUGGUAGAUGUAAAUUUAAGAGCCCUAAUUCUGUAUCAUUUAAGCUAGUGAAUCCUGGAUCUUGCGAUUUUGAGAACAAUAAUAAAUUGCAGCAAAGAGUGUUGCAACCAAAUGUUUCAUAUAACCGUUUGAAAAGUAAGAAACAGGAAAUACAUCAGGAAUCUGGCAAUAUAUCUGCAAAAGGACAGUUGAAUUGUUUAAAUAAUGAUUUAAACCUAGAAUAUGUGCAUAAUUCUGAUUCAAAAAGCCCAGAAUCUGGUACUAUAUCGCAUUCAAGCAAUACUAAUAUAUUAGAUAAGGAUAUAAUAGAAUUGUCUGAUUGUUACUUUCCAUUGGAUGAUUACGAUUAUUCUCAACAUUUGAGGACCAUAAGAGACACAAAUUUUAUACCAUUCAGGCAAUUCGUACAUAAUGAGUUCAUUAGAGUAAAUGAUGGGAAUAUAAAUAAGCAUGAUAAUUUGUCAAUUUUGGAUAAAGAUGUAGAAGAUGAAUGUGAAUUGGAAGAGGAGAUUGAUGAUGAUUUUGUAUUUCAAGCGGCAGGGACCGAUAAUCUGGAUGAAAUUGAUAUAUCGAAAAUCAUUUGGGGGGAAUCAGCCACAAAUUAUUCAUCAAGAACCCCAUUGGAUAGGAACAUUAGUAUAAAAAUAGAUGGUGAUGAAGUUGUUGCUCAAGAUUCACCAAGUAGUGAUUAUAGUGAAUUUGAUCGAUUUAUUAAUGAAUAUGACGAUGGUGGUGAUAAUAAUGCGGUGGUUGCCAAAGAUAUUGUACCAAUGGCACACAAUAAAGUAACUGAUGGAGUUACAUUAGUUCCUGUGGAUAAAGAACUUAUUAACAAAAUCGUGAACAUGGAUUACAUGAGUGAAAACGAUAGCAAUUUCUCGGAUAAAACUGAUUCUAACAGUUAUAAUGACGAUUGGGAUUGCGAAACAGUGAUCAUAAGUUUAAGCAAUUUGUUAAAUAAUCCUAAGAAAAUCUCACAAACAAAUAAAUUAUUGUCUAAGGAAUCCAAUAAGCUAAGCGUUAAAUUUGAUAAUAUCAACUCUAAAGGCGAUAAAUCGCAAGAAUCGACUCAAUCUACAAGGGGGAAAGAUUGUGAUAAGGGACAAAUGGAAAAUCUUAUAAAUGAAUUGCCACCUAUUGUCGUUACUAGAAGGAAGGACGAAACGCCAGAGGAGAAGAAACAGCGAAAAUGCUCUGUAAAACAGGCAAGAGCUUUAAUUAGACAAGUGAAGAAGGAGAAUAAAAUUUUGUACAAGAAUGUUAAACUGUCACAGCAAACUGAGAAGGCUCGUAAUGCUUACGAUAUACCUAGUGGUGUCAGGCAUUACGUAAUGGGUGGUCACACUAAGUAG
Messenger RNA from Babesia microti strain RI, 1359 nucleotides. Its product is annotated as LTV1, protein LTV1. The coding region runs from base 1 to 1359 and encodes 452 amino acids. NCBI's taxonomy places the organism in Eukaryota, Apicomplexa, Aconoidasida, Piroplasmida, Babesiidae. The record is from RefSeq and is a predicted model, not a curated record. The transcript has 6 exons. Gene Ontology annotation, cellular component: nucleus; cytosol; preribosome, small subunit precursor. Gene Ontology annotation, biological process: ribosomal small subunit export from nucleus; ribosomal small subunit biogenesis.